This is a messenger RNA of Ustilaginoidea virens, 459 nucleotides long. RefSeq lists its product as uncharacterized. The record is from RefSeq and is a predicted model, not a curated record. Lineage: Eukaryota; Fungi; Ascomycota; Sordariomycetes; Hypocreales; Clavicipitaceae. Gene Ontology annotation, cellular component: membrane; oligosaccharyltransferase complex. The coding region runs from base 1 to 459 and encodes 152 amino acids. The transcript is spliced from 4 exons. Gene Ontology annotation, biological process: protein N-linked glycosylation.
AUGGCUCCCAAGAAGAAUCGCGAUCGUCCCUUGACUCCGACUCCCGCCCUCGCAGCUCACCAGGAUGCAGCUCCCGCCGCGGCGCCUCUCGCAGCCAAAUCAUCGGCCACAAAGAGCGGACGGGCAAAUUGGGAUGACGUGCUGCUCAACAUCUACCAGUACUAUAUGAAGGAGACGCCUCAGCGGACAAAGCUGAUUGACGCCUUUCUCCUCUUUCUCGUCGCUGCUGGUGGCUUGCAGUUCCUGUACUGCAUCCUCGCAGGCAACUACCCCUUCAACGCCUUCCUCGCAGGUUUCGGUGCCACUGUCGGCCAAUUCGUCUUGACGGUUUCCUUGCGGAUACAGACGACUGCUGCGAACAAGAGUGAUUUUCCAUCCAUUUCUCCCGAAAGAGCUUUUGCGGAUUUUGUGGUGUGCAGCCUCAUAUUGCAUUUCUUCUGCGUCAACUUCAUCAACUAA